This is a messenger RNA of Bombyx mori (domestic silkworm), 2316 nucleotides long. Its product is annotated as protein SREK1IP1. Gene Ontology annotation, molecular function: zinc ion binding; nucleic acid binding. Bases 107 to 541 code for a protein of 144 amino acids. The record is from RefSeq and is a predicted model, not a curated record. NCBI's taxonomy places the organism in Eukaryota, Metazoa, Arthropoda, Insecta, Lepidoptera, Bombycidae. The transcript is spliced from 3 exons.
ACCGCUGUCAAGUGUCAAGUGUCAGUAAUUGUUUGUAAAGUUGGCUGAUGAAAGUUUGCUUCGUGAAAUUUUUCACGCGUUUUAUAAGAUAAAACCUUGUUCGAUAAUGUCAAAUUAUCCUGAUAUCGUUAAUAAAAUUGGAAAAGAUUCGUCGAGGGCUGCUUGCAAGAAGUGUGGUUAUGCGGGACAUUUAACAUUUCAAUGUCGAAAUUUUAUUAAAAUAGAUCCAAAUAAAGAGAUAGUAUUGGAUGUGAGUAGUACAAGCAGUGACAGUGAUGAUUAUGCAACACCACUUCAGUCACUAAGAGAAGCAGAACUGAAACAGAAACUAGCGGAGAAACUUAAGAAAGCUAAGCAGAAAAAAAGUACUAAGAAAAGAAAGAGAUCUACAUCAUCAAGUUCCUCCUCCAGUAGUGAUAGCAGUUCAUCAUCAGAUUCAUCCGAUAGCAGUUCAGAAGAAGAUAUAAAAAAGAAAAGAAAGGAAAAGAAAUCUAAGAAAACAAAGAAGAAAUCUCAUAAAAAAAAGAAAAGCAAGAAAUGAUUGCAAAUUUACAUUUUAAGUUUACAUUUGUAUUUAGGAUUUCUUAUUAUUUUAAAAAUAAUUUCUAAUGUAUCGAAAACAGCUUACUGCUAUCCCAUGUAUAAACUGCUAGAUUUUUGAUAGCCUUGAACUAUCCUUAUUUUUAAAUAGUAUUCAAUAAAUCUCAUUAUCUAAAUAAAAUCCUAGUAUUCAGUUAAAAUAUUAAAAGUUAUAGUUCAUAGAAGACUGAUAAUGUUUAAUCAUCUAAUUAUUAUUUGUGGUAAAAUUUAAUAAAUACUUAUAUAGUAUAGUAAUAACCUUAUAAUAUUGUGACAUUUUUAAUACCCUGAUUUAACAAAUUUCUGGGAAGUUACAUUAUAUUUUGUAUGAACAUAGUUUUAUAUUUUAAUAAAUACUUCAAUAUCAGAUUAAUUAAUAGUAAUUUAGGUAAUAAACAUAAAUAAUCGUUGAUUCUUAUCAUAUUUUAUCUCUUACCAUUGAUCACACUCAUGCACACCAGUCAUUAAACCAAUACUCUGUUGUCAAAGUUAGUGCCUGAAUACAGGUUAAUCUAAAUAUAGUGUUCAAAUCAUGAAAUUGAAUUUUAUCUUUUUAGUUACUUUUUUAAUCAAAGAUGCAUUAGUAUAAACUUAAUCUAUAAUAGGCAAUGAUAAACGUAAAAAUUAGAAAGUGUUCGAUUUUUACUAGUAUAUAAAUGUUAUGCGGACAUGAUACUGAAAAGUAAUAGAGUGCAGUUACAUAUUACUAUUUAUUAAUAUAGUAUAUAUAAUAGGAAAGCUGUGUCUAUAGAUCAAAUCUUUUUUGAUAACUAAUGGGUAAACUAGAAUGUUACAUACUAGUAAACUAGAUAUAAACAAAAUACUAAUCCAUAAACUUUUUGUCUGUGCACAUAUUAUGCAAAAACUGUUUGAUGGAUUUUGAUGGAAUUUGUUAUGAUGAGAACUGAUUACUGAGGUACAAUACAUAGGAUACUCUUACAGCAAUACUGUCUCAUUCCCACGGGAAAAUACAAUCUGUCUACCAAGAUGGUUAAUGCAUAGCCAAUUGUACAUAGUUCUUUCAUGUUAGUGAUUCCAACAGCAUGUGCUUAUAUAGUUUACAAGAAGGCUACACAAAUAUAAAAUGUUACUAAUAUUGUAUUUCUCCUUAUUCAUUGGCUAUUUUUCUCCAUUGAUAAUUGCUAAUAUACAAGAUUUUUAAAUUAAGAAACAUAUAUUUUUAGGUAUUAGUUUUUUUGGAACAUGCUAUGCUUUUAUUAGAUUGUUUGAUAUAAAAAUAUGUAAUAUACUAAAAUAUUAUGUUCUAUGUUAUAUAAGAAUAUUUUUAAUGUAAAACUGUAUUUCUAAGCCUUUUAAUUACAAGCAGACAAAGUUGCCGGGACAGGGAUUUUAUCUUAUGACUAUACUAUGUAACUAAAUGUUUAUGUUAUAUUAAUGUAUUCAAAAACAGGGUUCAAUGUUAGUAACCUAGGCGAAUGGAAUGUGUGCUAAAGUACUUGAAAGUAAAAUUUAUCUGAAAAAAUAAUCAAGUCAAAGAGUCAGAGUGGAAAGGGUUAUGGUAAUAUGAUUUGCACGAGCGUUCCUAUUUUCUAAUUGCAGAAGGCUCCUGAAAAUGAUAUUGUCCAAUUGGGGACCUUAAAAAGAAAUUCUAGAAAUGCAAAUGGCUAAUAUAUAAAACAAUAAAGGUAAUAAAAUGAUGAAAUGUGUUAAAGGUUUAUUACCACUUUUGUAAGGAAUCGUGAAUGUUAUUUGAAAUAAAUUCUGAAUUUCAGUAAA